Molecule: messenger RNA, 346 nt
Organism: Sinocyclocheilus grahami
Lineage: Eukaryota; Metazoa; Chordata; Actinopteri; Cypriniformes; Cyprinidae
Product: testican-2-like
Exons: 3
Biological process (GO): anatomical structure development
Molecular function (GO): extracellular matrix binding; calcium ion binding; collagen binding
Source: RefSeq, a predicted model, not a curated record
AGCACGGGGAAUCCUGUAGCCAGUUCUGCAUCAAUUGUGGACCGAACUCUUGUUGCGACCUGUAAGGACUCUAUUGGCUGGAUGUUCUCUAAGCUGGACACGAACAGUGACCUGUAUCUGGAUCAAGCUGAGCUGUCUGCCAUUAAUCUGGACAAGUAUGAAGUGUGCAUACGGCCCUUCUUCAACUCCUGUGACUCCUACCAUGAUGGAAAAGUCUCCACAGCCGAGUGGUGCCUCUGCUUUUGGAGAGAAAAGCCUCCCUGCCUGGCUGAGCUAGAGCGAAUCCAAGUGCAAGAAGGAGCCAAGAAGAAUCCAGGUAAGAAUGAACGCUCUGCUGGGACUCGCU